CAAAAUGGAAACUGGUAAACAAUUUCUCAAGUUGUGUACUCAACUAAUUAGCUUUAUCAACUUGUACAAAUUAUCAUUAUAAAGUAGACAUGUUUGUUAAUGCCUAGACCUGGUUUAGAAUUGAUUAAAAAUUAUAAUAAUAAUAGCAUUCUCCAGACUCAGCUCUCCUUCAGACAGACCACUAUUUCCUAUCUUUCUAUUUUUAGUCGGCCAAAUGACCCUAAAUUAGGCUGUCUGGGAUUUCUUAAAGGGAUAAUAUGCAGCCGGUUGUCUCUGGAGCUAACCGAGCAUUUUAUUCCAAAUGUUAGCCUUCCUCCUGUCGUGAAGAUGGAGAUUUUGCUACGCGAAUAUACUCAUGUUGGUCCUUGAAAAAGAUUUUUCAGGGGAAUGCAGUCAGCAACAGAGGAGAACAGUUGUGAUGGCACCUCGGGUGUGCCUACGGGCACGAUGGUGCAAGUGUGUUUCCCCAAUGUGCAGACAUCUGUGCUGGACAGCCUUAAUCGACAGCGUGAGGAUGGGCAGCUGUGUGACCUCUCCAUACAUGUGCAGGGACACGUUUUUAAAGCCCACCGCUGCGUGUUAGCUGCCUCCUCUCCGUACUUCCAUGACCAGGUGCUACUGAAGAACAUGUCCACAGUGUCCAUCCCAGCUGUUAUGGACCCGCUGGCUUUUGAGCGAGUCCUAAGCUGUGCCUACACCGGCCAGCUGCAAAUGCUGCGUGAAGACAUCGUCAACUACCUCACCAUUGGGAGUGUGCUCCAGAUGUGGCACAUCGUCGACAAGUGCACAGAACUACUCAAAGAGGACAGAGGCAGUUCCUCUGGGCCACAGGGUACAGGUCCAUCCUCAGAGAGCACUAGAUGUAGCAGUGUUGCUAACAGGGAUGCGUAUGGUGCCGAAGGACACACGCAGUCUACGGUGCAACCUCUAAACCGUCCCUCACUGAUCGAGAGUCAGUCUCCCAGCAGUACAAACUACUUCAGCCCCAAAGAUGCUAGUUUUGGUGGCGCAAUGGCGAGUACUGGAACAGUGGGAGAUGGAGGCGUACAUUCCACUCCUAACUACUGCAUGCCUUCCAGUCGAGAAGAUGCUUUCCUAAUCGAUGAGGAGGAGGAGGAGGAGGAGGAGGAGGAUGAGCUUGUGUACCCAAGGAAACAGGAGCAGGGGAGCGGCAGGAGGAAGAAGCCUAUGCCGGCCUCGGAUCAAGAAAUAGGAGUGAGUGACAGUUUCGGGGUUUCAUCCUACCAAGAUAUAGAGCCCUCGCCACCGCAGAAGCGCCCCAUGUACAGUCAGCCGAGCAUCAUGCCUCGGAAGCAGUGGGUGGUAGUGAAAACCGAGCGCUCCAGGGACGACGACUUCAUCGUGGUCUCCGGAGAAGAAGGGGGUGAAAACGAAGAUGAGCAAGAGUUAGAGAUUGCCAAGGAGCGAGAAAGGGAGAGGACGUUUAAUAUUUCUAACGUUAGGACUCUUUCCGCAGACCUCAGCAGCAGGGAGGAAAUUGAAGCACAGGUUGACUACUGCCAAUCACCGGAAGACUACCUCAAGUUUGAAAGUGGCUUGAUGGACCAAACUUCAUCACAGCACACGUUGGAGAACCCGAGCCAGAGUACCAGUCGAGCAGUUACUGCAUUACUGAGCUCGGUCCAGACAGCCGCUGCCAGAACACAGCUCUUCCCACUGGACAUGCAAGGGAACCAGAUUCUUCUCUAUAACCAAGCUUCUCCUACGCUUGGCCUGCAAGAAGCUUUGCCUGGGGUGUCAUUAAAAGGAACUUCGGAGCACGGAACAGUGCACUUGACUGGGCAGGGUGGAAUGGACAGUGGCUUAGACGGGUUCGACGGCAACGGGGCCGGCACCACAGGCAAAGUCUUCAUGUGCCACUGUGGCAAAAGGUUUACUCACAAGAGCAUGCGAGACCGCCACAUCAACAUGCAUCUUGACCUGCGGCCUUUCCACUGUCCAGUUUGCUCCAAGAAGUUCAAGAUGAAGCACCAUCUGACGGAGCACAUGAAGACACACACUGGUCUGAAGCCCUACGACUGCAUUAGCUGUGGGAAAAAGUUCAUGUGGCGUGACAGUUUCAUGAGGCAUCGCUCUCACUGCGAAAGGCACGGUGGCAUCAGUGGUACUAGUGAGGCCCAAGGUUCAGAAGGGGCAGUUAUUUCCCCUCAAAAUCCUCUUCAGCACCAGCCUUCAGGCAACAAAGGUACUCAAGGCAGCAUUGGAGGCAGAAGUGGAGUUCCAGUUUUGUCUCCACACCACUCCAGUAGUAGCAGCAGCAGCAGCAGUAGUAGUAGUAGAAGUGGUUUGAACAUGGCAGUCCCUGGGUCUCUUUUAGGGAUAAAUCCCCAAAGUGGAAUGUAUGGCCAUGGCCCUGGUGUUCUUGGGCUAGAGGUAAGCCAGAGCGAAUGUGGGGAAGAUAUAAGCGAGGUUUGUAUAGGUGAAAACAGCGUCACUUAACCAUCACUUUAGCAUCCUUUCAAAAAAGCUAAAUAUUGCCACGUGUGUAUAGUUGUCCGAUCGUGAUAGUGUCCGUGAGCAUGAUCCAUGUAUCAGAUAGGAAAGAAAGAAUUUAUCAAUCUUAGAGCAUUUAUAGUAUGUUGAUAUAGAAAGAGCACUUUGUUGUUUUGUUUUUGUUUUUUUUAUUGAACGAAAUUCUCCUUGGUGCAUUAAUGUAAAAUAGUGCACAGUCCACAGAAUGUUAGAAAAAACUUUCUAAUUUAAAGAUUAAAUAAGAAUUGGACAGUUUGUACAAAAGAAAAAAAUAUAUAAUCCUGAAUAUU
Messenger RNA from Ictalurus furcatus (blue catfish), 2783 nucleotides. It is a transcript of the gene zbtb22b, whose product is annotated as zinc finger and BTB domain containing 22b. Gene Ontology annotation, biological process: regulation of transcription by RNA polymerase II. Lineage: Eukaryota; Metazoa; Chordata; Actinopteri; Siluriformes; Ictaluridae. The coding region runs from base 388 to 2460 and encodes 690 amino acids. The transcript is spliced from 4 exons. Gene Ontology annotation, molecular function: DNA-binding transcription factor activity, RNA polymerase II-specific; protein binding; RNA polymerase II cis-regulatory region sequence-specific DNA binding. The record is from RefSeq and is a predicted model, not a curated record.